Molecule: messenger RNA, 408 nt
Organism: Sungouiella intermedia
Lineage: Eukaryota; Fungi; Ascomycota; Pichiomycetes; Serinales; Metschnikowiaceae
Source: the annotation of a GenBank genome assembly
AUGGAAAAUUCCAACCAAUUUCUGGAGACGGUGGCUGAGUAUGACCAGGACUCGUUGAGGUUCCAAAAGAUUGAGUUCGCUAAUAAAUUGAUCCUCAACGUCCUCACAAACGACAUUAUGGACACAACUCUCGACAUUCCACUUUCCACCCAAGCCACCAUCAAUGAUGGACUUUCCGACGAAGAUUCUUUGGGUGUUGAACCGGUAGUGUUGGUUGGAAACCCGCACAAUCUCAAGAUUCAGGUGGUUGCAGGCCAGAUUGGCAAGGUGGUGAGACAGCUGAAGAACCCACGUAAUGUUAUAUUGAGUUUGGGGUCUCGAUGGUUUGGAAGUGGAGAUUCGACGGAAGACGGAGAUUUCGAGAAACUAAUGUUUGUAUUGGGAAACAUCAAGAAAUUGUUAGAGUAG